GGGGUGGGGUGGGAGGCAGGGAAACUUCUGGAAAAACCCUUGCCUUGAUGUAAACUAAGAAAUAAUCGGUUCAAGGUUCAGCACAAAAGGAUCUUUGCGGUGCUUUCGCCCACACAGGAAAGGAUGCCUCUGGAGGUGGUGGUGGAGCUACAUAUCCGGGCGAUUUCUUGCCCGGGAGUGUUCCUGCCGGACAAGGAAAGUGUGUACCUUGGAGUCUACCUCCUGAAUCAGUACCUGGAGACAGACUGCUUUCGCUCUAUGUUCCCUAUUGAGAUUCAACAGAGCAUGAGAUUUGAAAAGAAAUUUGAAAAUGCAAUCGAUCCCGGAGCUGUUGCAGAAAUUUUAGAAAGUUUCCUAACCAGGUUUGAAUUGAUACAGCUAGUGUCUCCAGUAUGGGAAGAGCUGGCCUACUAUGAAGAAAACACACGCAAUUUUCUAUUCCCUGAGCCCAAGCUGACAUCUUUACACCUUGGCUUGGAUAGAGAGGUGCUCAUGAAGACAGCAAUAGGCUUUCCAGGUAUUGCUCCCAAACUAGAGUUUUCUACAAGGACAGCCAUCCGAGAAUGCAUGUGCCCGCUUAGCAACAGAUUUUUUGAAGACAACUGUAAAUCACAAAGGCUUUUAUUUAAAUCACAAAGAGCUCCCACAAAUUACAGAAAGAUGAAGCCAAAGGAGAAAAGUCCCGACCGACUUCCCAAAGGCAACUCGUCCCGGGUACCCACCCCAUCAUCUCCCAGACGUCUCCUCCCGCACCAGCCGACGCCAGUGAACUUUGGCAAAAGCUUCGGGCUCCCUGGAGAAAGAAAGCCUCCGUUUGUGGUUAGACAUGUGGACAGUGAAAACCCCUUUGGUGAAAGCAAUUUGGAUCAUCUUUUACAGAAGUCCAGAAGAAAAUCUAAGUUCUUUGACUUUGAUAUUCCAGUGAGAAGAGCAUCUUCUCUUGAAAGCCUUGCAACAAACAUCAAGGUUACCAGAGAGCCAGAUGAACGUAUUCUUUUAAGGAAUCAGCCACCAUCACCUUUAGAUUCAAGGAUGUCCGAAAAACCCAUUCCCAGUCACCAAGGGGAUGCCGAUUUCCACCUGGAAACUCCAUUUUCCAACACCCCCCGGCAUUCCAGAUCUCCCAGCCCUCUGGAUAAGCCUCCUCUUCAAGAAAGGUCAGAAGCUAGUACCCAUCCUCUUGCCUGGUUCCAGCCUCAUUCUCAGUCUACGUGGGAGAAGAUCCAUGAGAGUGUAUGCAGCCUCCUGACAUCCCACAGAGCCCACCCAAAGGAAGAUUUUAUCCCUGAGACAAAUUAUAUCUGUUCAAGACCAAGCUGCCCAAUGAAGACAUUCCCACAGCAUGGACAGAGAUAUUUUUAACUACUAUCUCAUAUAUGAUCUUCAAAUUUCACAGGGAACAUUCAUGAAAACUGAAGAAGGAUGAAGGGCUCAGUCAUCAAGACACUGACACAUCCCUGGAGAAACGAACAGCAUUCUUUGUUGUCCGGGUUGAGUUACUUGUGCCUAGCCCCCCCCCCCAUUAAAUCAAACCUUAUACUCAGUCUUUUGUGCCCAAGGUAAGAAUUGUUGAUUAAAUUCAGUUUGGGGCUCUCAUUCA
Messenger RNA from Cricetulus griseus (Chinese hamster), 1600 nucleotides. The record is from RefSeq and is a predicted model, not a curated record. NCBI's taxonomy places the organism in Eukaryota, Metazoa, Chordata, Mammalia, Rodentia, Cricetidae.